AACCAGAAUGAACGACAUCACAGCGAGCUCCUCAGUGAUCCUUGACUCCCUGCUCAUCGACGACUCCCUGAUCACUUGUGAAGUCUGCUUCGAGGUGUUCAAUCAUGAGAAUCGUCCACCAAAGCUUCUUCCGUGCGGCCACAACUUUUGUGAAUCCUGCAUUUUCAGCCUUUGUCUUCAUCAGGAGUACUACCUUCUGGACUCCAUUAAAUGCCCAACAUGCCGGCGGGAAUUUACAACAAAUACGGCUCGUCAGGCACCAACCAAUUAUGAUCUUUGCAAAAUCCUCGAGAACCUAUUCCGCCGAAAAGAGCAAAACGUCACAGUGAUUGAAGUCCCCGAGCUGGUUCAUAACCUCCCACCACCAAUGGCCGAAGUUUCCUCCUCGGCCACCAAGAUUGUGACGUCACAACAACAACAACAACAACAACCCGCUGUUGCCACAAAAAUGCCACGUCAUCAUGUGAGCAAGAAAAUGAAGGCGUUGGCAAAACGUACCGAGGAGAGCAAGCACUUUCGAUGCGCCGAUUGUCAGCGGAAAAUCUCGCAGAAAAAUUUGUUCAGAGUGUCCAGAUAUUGUGUGGAUUGUACCAGUACUAGUCGUAUGACAAUCGUUUGCCUGGAAUGCUGCGUGAACCAUCACAACGGCCACGACCUUCUCACCGAGGACUCCCUUCACCACAACCAACUCAAGACACUCUCCGACCUCCGAAAGCUGCGCCACCGAAUCCUCGACUCCUCCGACGAGUUUGACCGCCGUGCCGAUGAGAUAAGAACCUCCGGAAUGGAUGUCUGUGGGGGUCUGAGUGCCGAGAAACACAAUCUGCUCACCUACACCCUCGCUUCAAUUGAUGACGUCAUGCGUCGCAUCGAGAUGGCUCCGAUCCUCUUCCCACCAGUUCUUCGGACUAUUCGAGACGAGCAAUCCCAUAAUUUCAGCCGUUUGGAAAAACUCUCAGCUCAGUUGGAAAAGAGCCUGGUCUCCCGGAAAAACACGAAACCAACUAGCCUAACCUUCAUUGAAAACAUGAAUGAUACCACUUACCAGGGCCUCCAAAGAUCUGUUCAAAACCAGAGCCUGAACAAAUCCACCCUAUCUAUCCGUCAAUCCAGAGUGUCCCUGAGAACCGACGACUCCUUAUUCCACGAGUCGAUAAGUUCCCUGACAAGACUUAUGCAUCAACACCCAAUGUGUCUUCAACUAGAAUUUCAUCACUCUACAGUAUCCUCCAAGGAUACCGUAACCCAGCGAAAGCAGAAGAUCAUGUCCUGCGCCCACGCAACUACUUCCAUGCUUGACAUGGAUCUUACUCAAGUUUCGAUGGUGCCGAUCUUUGCGGAUGUUCUUCUCAACUGCUUCUACCAACUCAACCGGCUAUCUAAAAACAAGUUCGUCGGGGAUAAGAAGUACCGAAGAUGUGACAUUUGGAAGCAGGUUCAGUGCAGUUAUACUGAACUUUUUGGCAUCACUGCCAAGCACUUCCCAUCCCAUCAUCCGGAGAGAGUCGAUAUUUUGGAUGAUUUGGCGUACUUGUGUCAUUUGUAUAGUGAUGUCGCGGAUCAGGGCACCGUCACAAUCUGCCUAAUCGAAGCUGCCCGCGCCAGAGCUUCAGACUCCAGUGGCCUAACUGAAAUUGAGCAGCAAAGAUCCGAAGAACGUCUGGAACUGAUUGAUGAGCAUUUGACAGAAUGCCGGCGGCUCCAGAAGCUCUUGGAGCUCCGAAAAACGUCAAAAACCAAGAAAAAUGGAGGAUUGAAGCGACUUUUUGGCGGAUGCUUUAUUGCUCAAGAGAAGGCUAAUGAUUCUCUCGUUUAUUGAUUUUUAUACAGUAUUGAUUUUUUUUGUCUAAAUAUUAAUUUUCCGGUAAAGUAUGUAGAUUUUAGUUAGUUUUAAUGAAGUUGAAAAAAUGAAA
Messenger RNA from Caenorhabditis elegans, 1913 nucleotides. RefSeq names its product RING-type domain-containing protein (gene C45G7.4). The transcript is spliced from 5 exons. The record is from RefSeq and is marked reviewed. Bases 8 to 1819 code for a protein of 603 amino acids. Lineage: Eukaryota; Metazoa; Nematoda; Chromadorea; Rhabditida; Rhabditidae.